Strongylocentrotus purpuratus (purple sea urchin) is the source of this 6818-nucleotide messenger RNA. Its product is annotated as serine/arginine repetitive matrix protein 2. Bases 551 to 4078 code for a protein of 1175 amino acids. The record is from RefSeq and is a predicted model, not a curated record. NCBI's taxonomy places the organism in Eukaryota, Metazoa, Echinodermata, Echinoidea, Camarodonta, Strongylocentrotidae. The transcript is spliced from 7 exons.
GCUGGAAGUCGUCGGGAUGCUGACAGUCCAGUGCAAGAGCUCGCAGAGAGAGGUGGCGUGCAUGAGGGUAGUAGGACAGAGAGGGGGUUUAUGAUAAGGAGAAGGAGAAGCCUUAAUUGGUGGAGUGUGGCAUGGCUAGGAGGCCUCUUUCUCAAUGCUGAUUGAAAGGGAUGCAUGCAUGCUCACAUGCUCUCUAGAUCGUCUCUGACAUUGGACUUUAAAAGGAACCAAGUGCGCUCUCGGAUUGUUGUCAUAUUUUCAAAGCGUAGGAUAUCCAGUGCUAUUUCAUAAAGGAAUUUUAUUUUGAUACUUGAAGCGUUUAAGUGGUGCUCUUGGUCUGUCUAUCUUGUGAUGGAUCUUCAGUGACAUACAUGUGCAAGUGAUAUAUCUUGGAUUUAAUAACAAGGAAAUGUAUUCAUGUGCAGCUGUUCGGCUAGUCUUCUAAUUUCAAGGUUUGCAAGUAAAAGGGACACUUCAUGACACGGAAGUAAACCAAGCUAGCUUCUCAAGUCCCAGGGUUCCCCCUCCACACCUCACCCUGCCUGACCUCAUGCCUCCUACCAGGAUGAACACGGAGGUCAGCACCAUCUACCAGCCCCAGCUACAGGAAGAGCUUGCCUCGGCCACGGCCAUCAACACCCCCAUCCCCGUUAUCGAUCCCACCGCUGCCACCAGUCAUGGCUCGCACAGGAGACGAUCGCCACCCAACCCACAGAGCAGGGGGUUCCAGAUCCGCCAUGGGGCCUUCAAGCUCAACCAACUCCGGCUUCCGCCGUCGGCGUCGCGCUUCGUCAUCAUGCAGGUCAUCUUGAGCUGUAUAUGUGCCGUGCUUGGGAUCCUCGCGGUGGCCUUCCACUGCUGGAUGGCCUACAUGUGUAUUCCUGUUAUCGUAGGAGCAUUGGAACUCUUUGUUGGAAUUAUGGGAUAUACAGCAAUAAAGAGACCACACAAGAGACUCUUGAUCAAGACGUACUUUGCUGGUUGCCUCUUCGGUUCCCUAGCUGGUUUGGCCCUGGUUAUCUUCAGUAUCAUCGGAGCCACAUCAGAACAGCAAUACGAGUGCAUACUGCUGCCCAACGUUAUCGCUCGCUGCAAUGUUGUCAGGGGUGCCCGAUUUACGAUAGAACUGACGACUGUCGUCAUCGGUACUGGGGUUAUUGUGGUCACCCAGGUCAUGUUUAUGUUCAUGUGCUAUGGGUGCUGUGCCAGGAGUCAGAACGAGGACCAAAGGGGCAGGUCUAGGGCAACAAACGCCAACCAAUCAGAGGAAGUCCCUGCUAAUCUGGAGCUACCGUCCUACGAGGAGCAUCUCAAUUACCCUGCCUCACCUUUUCACGAGGGGGCUUUCUUCAUCAACUCGGUCUCAGGGGGAUUUGAACCCCCGUCCUACACAAACAUUGGUCUUAUCAGUGAUGAGAUGCCUGGUGGUGGUAUCACCCCCCUCGCUGCAGCUCUAGGACCCGGUGGUCUGCCCUUAGAGCCCCCACCGCCUUACACCCUGUUUGCUCCUAGUCUCCAAUCAACACCGGUGGUUGGGAGAAGCUUCACAGGAAGCUCUGCAAAUACUACCCCAUCAGCGGGACCCGGGGCUGCAUCUCCAGUGCAGAACACCGGAGUCACCGGUAGCGGUGUCUCGGGAAAUCGAAGUCCAGUGCCAAACCAGGAAUCUGAACUUGGAGAGGUGACAGGAGACGGCGGGAGCCGCGAAAGUAGACGGGGGGAUCGGCGUAGUAUUGCUCCAGGGGUGUACCAACACCAGACAGGACUUAGGGACCGAACGAUCCACCAGUCGCUGAGGCUUAGCUCGGACCAGAGCGCGGAGUGGAGCUCUCGUUCCGCGCAUCAGCGACAGAUUGUUGAGCAACGAUCGAGGCAGUCAGAAUCAACGACAAACACGGAGGACGAUCCAAACAGUUUGCCUCCGGAGCUGUACCGCGAUCAGAUCAGGAGAAGCGGGCAUAGGUAUAGCCUUUCUGAUCCCACUCUCUUGAGCAGGAACGCUCGGAAUCGCCAGAGGCCAAGACCUCCUCCUCCAGAUACGGAAGCUCAGUACCAAAGGCAGGACAGCUCUACAGACUUUGCAAUAAAUGUAGAUGAUGGUUAUAGAGACGAGACGGAAGAAGUUGUUACGUAUCAGAGAGAGACCGAGGUUUAUAGAAAUCCUUCGCCAACCGAUCAUACACAAGAUUCCCCGAGCAGGAGACGAAUGCUCCCACCGCCGUAUGAAGGCAGGCAUAAUGUUGUUAGAACUCAUUCGAGCACAGCAGCCAGAACAAGUGAUGUUGUAUACCCUGCAAGGAAUGUUGAGAGUUCUCGCGAAGGAACUUCGAGAGUGGAGGAGACUCCCAUUAGGAGUGAACCAAUUCAUUUACAAAGUAGGGUUGAUGUUCAGGCAGAUAUUCACGAAGCAAGAACUUUGCCUAGUAACUGGAGACCUGAGUUGGCUGAGGAUUCAAUCUACGAAUCCAUCCCUUCUCUACAGUCUUCACCGUCGCGAGAAGAGCGGAACAGUUCGCCUGAGAGACGGAGGCAGUUUGAAAGCGAUGCAUCAAGGCAUAGUACUAACGCAGCUGAGGGCAGGAAUCAUGUGGAUGAUUAUAGUGACACAGUGUAUAGCUUGGAUUUGAAUGAACAAGAACGGAGAGGACAUUCGAGAGAGGUGCAGGAGAGGGCUGGUAGGGGUAGGGCUGGAAGCAGGAGUUGGGACGAGAGUGCGAGCCAAGAACAAGGGCUCCCAGAUGUUGUAGGGUAUGGGGAUACUUCCAGAGAACAGUCAACGCAGGAAGGUGGUGAGGGUGUCGAACUGGAGAGGGCAGGUAGAACUCAUGAGGGUAGACAGCCCCCACCGUAUGGGGUCAGGAGGGUACCUGCAUACGCCCCUCCUCCGUAUAAGACGAGGAAUAGAUCUCUUCCGAACUAUGCAAGGAGACCGAACCUGACAUCGCCUCCACUGCCUUACCAGGGUAACCAACGGUCACCUCAGAGGAAUAUCAAUAGAGAGGAGCCUGACAGGACUGGGUCUGGCCAGAGGAACCCUGAGGUUGGUGAACCUUCGGAUAGGCCAAUCCCAGGUUGCGCGGUCAGGGAGACAACAGAGCUUUCAGAUAGACUAAGACAUGAGGAAGCUCCCUCUGAAAUUCGUGAGCAGAAUAAUCAAAGGGACGACAGAGGCUCAAGAGGGACAGGGGGUUUAGGGGAAAAUGAGGGUUACGACAGGAGAGUAAACACAUUCCGUGAUCAUCCUCAGCCAAUAGUAUCUCAUUCCUUACCUAGACUAUCAUUAUCAUCAUCACUUGCUAUUUCUCCUCCAUCUUCGACUUCAUCCAGGAGACACCCCUCCCCGGUGUCUCCAAGCUAUCCAUCAUCUUCACUAUCAUCUCCCAGACAGUACCCGACGUCACCGUCAUCAUCAUCAGCAUCGUCUGUGACGUUGACGUCUUCAAGGCCCUCCUCGGUCCCAUCAUCCAUCUCCUCUCCUUCUAGAUCUUCCAACGCUGUCUCUCCUAGGAGAGCUAGGGCAGACCUUCUGGCUCGCAUCGCCGGACCGGCUUCACGCUCGCCCCCUCCCAACGCGCCCCCAUCAUCUUCCGCACCCUCACCUUACUCUAGGAGCUUUCAGGCAGAUCGAGAAGCGAAUCGAGAUGCCCCGCAAAAGAACCAAUACCCCAAACGUCCUCGACCCAUUGCGCCCAUCCGGUCCUCCCAAUCAUCCCUCGUUUCAUCACAACCUCAGUAUCUCGCAAACUCAUCUCAGAUCCCUCGACCCCCUUCCCACAACCAAGUCACCCCCUCUCCUCACUUUUCUACCGUCCCCCUCCAUCCUCUAUCGUUACCCGGAGCCACAACAACUCAGCCACGUUCCUUCCAGCAAUCCUCAAGCAAUUCUUCCAAGCCUGAGAUGGUGUCGAGGAGUAGAACCGAUGGGAAACCUGCUGCGGAGAUCCAUCCCUUCAGGACUGUCCGAAGCACUCCCGUGAAGGCUCAGAGGGCCUACGUAGCCACCAAGGCACUUGCCAAUGCCCUCCAGAAAGGCCAAUUGAACGACCUCUUAGAGGAAUAUGAAGAGACCAUUAUAUGACUGAAAUCUACCCCAUCUUAUAGAAAUAUUUGAAGGUGUGGUCAACCUAUUUUUGUUUUUGAACUCUUUGUACUUGAAUGGGUGAAAAAAGACUGAGCAAUUUUAUACCUAUACUUUCUUAAUUUUUAUAAAAGCCUUGUAAUUGUGGCAUCAAUCGAUGAUGUUUUGUGUAACAAUUGUUGCGGAUCAUGUUAUAAUUAAAGUUUAUAUGUUGGUCGAACAUUGUUAAAAGAUUAAAUCUGAUCAUUUAUUCCCAUCAAUUUGGAUGGAGUACUAUUGGUAUUUCAUUGCUACAUUAUUUUCUUUUAACAAGUGGUCCUGAGUCUACUAAAAAAAAAUCUAUGGGCAAAAAGUCUGUUGAAAUGAUAUCUUGAACCUUCCAUUGUGUUGCCAAUUUAAAGAUUUAAUCUUCAGUGGCAUGUACAUUUCCAUGUAGCAGCGAAACUAAAAUGGGCAUGGGUCAUGCGGAUCAUUUUCGAUAGUUUUCUCUUCAUCAAUUUUAUGAUACUAGAUCGAGAAGUUCAUGAGGAAAAGAUUUUUUUUUUUCUGUCCUUGAUGAACAUGAGCAAAAAGAGGGCUCUAACAUUUAUUUUGUUUAAUUUCAAAACUCAAAUGAAAAUGGUGCUUAUUGAGGAUAUUAUAGAAUAUUAGAAAUUUAUAUUUUUCUUUUUUUUUGCUCAAGUCAAGAUCAGCUGACUUUAAAAUAUUUUGUUUCUUCCAGAAAGAUAAUUAUGUAAUCAUCGUUAUCGUGAUUAUAAUGAUUUUUAAAAUAAAUUACAUAUUGAUCAUACAAUAAAAAAUAAUCAGUAUUAUAUAGCUACUGUUUAUGAAUGACCAUAUGAUAUUUUAGUUCAGGAACUCAUUGUGUUGUGUUCAGAUUGCUCAGUUCUAUAUGAUAUUAAAAGAUAUUCCAAAUUUAAAUCAUGAUUAUAUUAAUUUGAAAGAAAGCAUACAGAUCAUAUCAUGAUGAUGACAUGAGCGGAUAUUGAACUGUUAUGGAUGUGAUGGGUUUAAAAUUGUGUAAUAGUAUUGUCCAACAACUCAUACAUGUAAUAUUCCAAAGUGUUGUGUUCCAAAAGAUAUCAUAUAAUCUUCCAAAUCGCAAAUCAUGAUUAUGAUAAUUUUUCAAACAGAAUAUAAAUCACAGAAUUAGUAUUAAAAAUAUUUGAAAUUAUCUCAAAUGCAAGUCAACUCGAUUCAACUCAAUUCGUCAAGUUUCUAAUGUUCUGUUUUGUUUUAAAAUAGUGUUCUGAAUUUACUGAUGGCAACUGAAGACAAAAAUGUUAAGAGUUUAUAGAGUUUAUUCGCCUUUUACUUGCCUAUAAUUUUAUUAAAUCCAUCUCAUUUGGGAGAUGUUUGUUCACAUUAUAAGUGCAUUUUGAAAUUCAGUAUAUUUUCAUUACUCAAAAGCAAGAGUAAUUCAUUAUAAUUUAUACUUAUUUCAUUAUAACUAUUUCAUUACAGUUUUUGUAAGCUUUAUUAUAUUUCGACCGAUACUCUUUAGAAACUAUUUCAAACACAAUGCAGUAACUCCUAAUGAUUUUGGUUAAUGUUACUUCUUUUUUUGCUAUAAGCGUUUGUGAUAUUAAUCACAAAUGAAAACCCCACGUUACUAAUUCAUAAACUUUUAGUAAUGUCGAUUUUCAUCCUAAAUUUUCACUUGAAGACAACGUGAUGGAAGUAUUCUGCCCAGGUGGAGAAAAGUGGGGAUAGCAAUGGAAAAUUGAAUUGUCUUUCUUAUUACUUUAAAUCUAUUCUUAUGUGAAAUUGGUGUUGGUAUUGGUAAUACUCAUGUUUAAAACUCGAGCUGCAUGAAAUCAUGCACUAUUUAUGAAUUCUUGGUAAUUUCAUGUUUAUGUAUGAAUAUUCUUUAAGAAUUUACUGUUAUAUUAUAUCUAAUCACAAAGGUAUUCUGCAUUCUUUGCGAGUAUGUUAUUUUUCAUUAUGUCACUGAAAUUUCGCACAGCACUCGACAAACAAAUAAAUAAUUAAAAACCAAGGUAAAUGAAUAAGUAAAAAGGAAUCAAUUAAUUGAUAAUAAAUAAAUAAAUUUCUCAGGGUAACGCGACUACCCUUUCUGUCAUCUGUAGAGGUGUUGUGGUCGAGUGGAUACGUCACCGGACUGUGGAUCACAAGGUCCGCGGUUCAAGUCCCGCUGCAGCACUAAUGUUCUUUGGCAAGACAUUGAUCUACAUUUGGCACACUUGACCCAGGUGAGGUAAAUGGGUUACUGGUAGGAUUAUUCCUUGAAAUGCACUGUACGCUGAUAACGGCUGUCGGAGCUAAAGCUAGGGUAAUAAUUUCCAUAGCUCUUUGGAAGCGCAUAGCGAUGUUAUUUUAUAAUGUAUUAUGUGCUAUACAAGAACUGAAUAUUAUUAUUAUCUCUUUGUAUCAUUGUGUUGGCAAAAAAUUCUGAACUCAUUUGAAAUAUAUCCCUUACGUGCACAUAUAUGCCAAAUUAACAUUAUUAUAAUAGAAAUCAGUACAACAUUAUAAUAUCUAUGUAUUGCUUUCUGUAUGGUAUAUAGAUUACUUACAUCUUUGUUAUUCACAUAAUGUUCUUGUUAUGGUGUUGAUGCAAAAGGGCCAUUCUUAUUCCGUUUUUCGCUUGUCUGUUAUCAUAUUUAACUGAACAUACAUUGUUUUUGUAUUGAUGAACAAAAUUAUUGACAAUGAGAACAAGACAUUUUUAUAUAAUAGAUCAAAGACAAAUUUCAUUAAUGAUUUGUAUAAAUGCAAA